Messenger RNA from Oreochromis aureus, 3973 nucleotides. RefSeq names its product sodium channel, voltage-gated, type IV, beta b (gene scn4bb). NCBI's taxonomy places the organism in Eukaryota, Metazoa, Chordata, Actinopteri, Cichliformes, Cichlidae. Gene Ontology annotation, biological process: regulation of sodium ion transmembrane transporter activity; cardiac muscle cell action potential involved in contraction; regulation of ventricular cardiac muscle cell membrane repolarization. Gene Ontology annotation, cellular component: voltage-gated sodium channel complex; membrane. The record is from RefSeq and is a predicted model, not a curated record. The coding region runs from base 490 to 1185 and encodes 231 amino acids. Gene Ontology annotation, molecular function: sodium channel regulator activity; transmembrane transporter binding. The transcript has 6 exons.
UAGCCGGAGAGAGGAACAGGGAGAUUUAUCUUCACUGAGGCUGUGCUGAGGAGAGAUAAGAGCCCCGGCGUUUUCCCUGGAUGUCUGUCUCUCUGUACUAUUUUUUUGCUUACCUCCCCCCUCUCUUAUUUAAUUGUCACUCUUCUUGGCUGGCACUGCAAUGUGGCUGUCUCUGCAGUGAAAGUGCUGCCUGGCAGAUUCUCCUUGAGUGAACCCUGGUUGUGCGCAGUGAGUGCUGCUCUGCCUCCGUCCUGUCCACACUGACUCAGCUGUGCAUGCAGUUGGUCAGCCCCUGAGUGAGCACCAGCUGCAGGAGCAGUCCCUUCUAAAGGAGUGCUACCCUGAAACAGCUGCAGGUGCAACACUUGGAGUACACGCAUCCACAGAGCAGCUUCCUGAUUUUUCCAGUGAACAGAGAGUAUUCUCCUAGCUGUCGGGGCCAGCGUUGGAUACUGCAGCAUCAUUUGUUUUGGAGCAGCUCUAGCGGCCAUGGAGGUCCGGUGGAUUGGGGUUGAACCCGUGAGGCUGGGCCCUCCACACACAACCUGUGGGCUGGUCUUCUCUUUGCUGCUUGGUGUGUGGUCUGCUCAGGCCCUUGAGAUGUCUGUCGGGAAAAUUCCCUUCCUUCAGGCAGUGAAUGGGAGCACAGUUACUUUGCCGUGCACCUAUGCCAGCUGUAUUGGCAUUGAAAAUCUCUACUUCAACUGGCAGUUCAAUGACAACGGCACCAUGCAAAAGGUCUGCGAGUCAGUGAUACCUUCAGAGGGGGUGGUGCCAGAUGUGACUAUAUUCCGGGAGCGUGUGGAGUUUGUGGGGAAAAACCAUCAAAAUAACGUCUCCAUCUUGUUGUUGAACAUCACCUUUGAGGACGGGGGACAGUACACGUGUUUUGGACGCAAUCCCAAAGAGCACCACAAGAACCAUAGUGCCAUCUUCAACCUCAUAGUGGUUGACGAGUUGAGGGAGGUGGACAACACGCUGACCAUCAUCAUAGCUUCGGCUGUGGGUGGGGCCAUCGCGCUGCUGAUGGGCUUCAUGCUGCUCAAGAACUUCACUCUCUUUGUUCUCACCAAACUCGAGGAGAAAAAUAAGGAGUGCCUUGUAACUUCAUCAGGGAUUGACAACACAGAAAAUGGCCUCUCAGGAUCCAAAGCUGAUUCAAAACCAACACCAAAAAAGAAAUGAGACAGUGCAUGUAAAAACAAGUGUAUAUAAAUAUGACAGUGCUCAUAUUUAUAUACCUUCUCUGGAUAUUUGUAUAUGCUCAUGUGUUUGCGCACAUGCAAAUUCAUUAUGUUCAAGUUAAAACCUUAACUCUGGUUGUGGCCUUCAGAGGGAAAUUACACCAAAUGUGUACAGAGAAGUAACUGUCCAGAUGAUGUACAACUAGAUAUUAUUUAAAAUGUGCACAUCAUUUUUGCAUAACUGCAUAAUUUACAUAAACAGUAGCAGAUUAGAGAUUAGAUGAAACUUUAAUAAUCCCUCGGGUGGGUUCCUCCGGGAAAUUCAGUUUCCAGUAGCACAGCACCGACAGAAGUUGCAUGUUACAGAGCUGGAAUACCAAAUAAAGGGGAAACAACUAACACUUGACUUAUUUAGGAUAUCCAGACAGUAACUGAUCCUGAUGAAAUGUAACAAACAGGUAAUGUAUUGAGGCUUGGUGGAACACAUCAGAAAUCUCAAAUGAUCAUUAUCCCCAUGUUGUCUUUCUGGGUGGGUCAAUUCAGACGUCACUGCUCUGGCAACAGCAGUGAAGGUUUGAGCUUAAAUGGACUCGACAACACGAUGCAACAUGAUGAAAGAAGAUACUUUACAAAAGACUAUGUAUUUCAGGAACUUGAAAUGAUUUUAAGUGAUUAAUUUCCUAUUAUUUUACAGGCCCUGUAAAAACAAGAAGUUUGAAUAACUGCUUAAAUGAAUAUUUGGCAAUUCAAUUCACAACUACAGUCUUCAUCUGAUACAUUGUUACCAAGCUGUGAAAAAAUUGUAAUAUAUCUGUCGGCAUAAUUUUUUGUUGUUUUGUGUUUAUACUUUGACCAUUAUAUAUUAUUUUAUAUACACAAUUGAUACCAAAUUUAAAUGUUGCUAUGUCUUUUACAGCAGUAUAGCAUAUAGUCAUGUGAAAAAGAAAGUAUGCCCUCUUUCACUUCUAUGUUUGCAUAUCAGGACAUAAUAACAACAACAACAACAAAACUAAUAAUACUAAUAAUAACAAAUGUACUUAGUGUGUACACUAAGUACAUGCUUCAUUAGCUUGUACAAUCAUCUUUAACAGCAAUAAAUUGAAGAAGUCAGUGUUUCUCAUAUUGUUUUUAGAGGAAUUCUUUAGUCCACUGAGAUGUGCAGGCAUUCAGGUACUGUAUGUCUGCACACCUCUACACUCUAAAGUCCCACCUCAGCAUUUUUGUUUCUUUUUCAGCCAUUCUGUACUUUGCAUUACCCAAUUUAGACCGCUGCUUUAGCUGUCAGGCAAAUGGCUUCACAUUUAACAUCAAAUUGACUCUAGAAUAUGUUUGUAAUAAGAGGAGUUUGUGGUUGACUCAAUAACUGUGAGGUGUCCAGGUCCACCGCUACCGCCACGUUUUACAGUUGGUGUGAGGUGUUUUUUGCUGAUGUGCUGUGUUUGUGUGGUAUUGUGCAUUAUAGCCAAAUGUCUCCACUUUGGCCUUGUUUGUCCAGAGGACAUUGAUCCAGGAGUUUAGUGGUUUGUCAGAUGCUUUGUUCUUUUUAGAGGGAAGGGACUGACAUGUUCAGCCUUUCAGUUUUUUAAUUGUCGUGUCAUUAACUUUAGCAUUUACAUGCUAACUGAGACUGAGAGUCAAAGAUCUAGCUCUUGAAUAUUUUUCAGUUUCUCUGUGCACUGCAUGGUCUGACCUUGGGGUGAAUUUUCUGGCAACUGUCCUGAAUGGUUUCCACAUGAGAAUGGGCUUACUCACAGUAAAGUUCAAAUUGUUUGGAAAUUAUCUUAUGACCCUUCCCAGCUUGAUGGCCAGCAACAGAUGUUUCUCUAAGAUCAUUACUAAUGUCUUUCUUCUUUUGUGUUUUUGAGUUAACAAACACCUGAAUGCUCCUAACUGCAAUAUUAAUUCCUUAAGAUCUACUUAUUUUUUUCAUCGCCUGAAUUUACGUAAUAAAAUUCCUGUUAAGAACCAGAUAGUUUGUUAACAAGUCAUGUCAUGGAAAACCUUAGAGCUGAAAGAGGGUGUACUUUCCUUUUUUGCAUGACUGUACGUACUGUUGGCAAGUGCUUCCUGAAAGGAUACUACUGGGUUCCUCUCUAUAAUAUUUUAAGACUUACCUUAUCAUGUAAAGGCCCCUGAGAUACCUGGAGCUAUAUAAAUAAAACAGAAAUGAACUAAACUGAAUAAAGGGAAACCAAAUGCAUGCUCAUUUUUUAACCACUCAGAUAAAACCUUCAGUAUAUAUAUAUUUUUUUUUAAUGAAAAAACAACUGAUGUGCACAUUUUAUGACAUCGUAAAAUGAGGAUGUGAUGUAAUGUACACAAGCAAUACUGUGUGGGUCCAUUGCUGAAGCGAUUAUUAACUGCUACCACAACCAGAGUUGAAAAAAAAAUAUGUGACUGUUUUUCAUCUGAAGUCAAAGAAACUUUCUUUGUUUAGGUGCUUGAAACAGGGAAAAAAUGCAAUAUAAUACAACUGGGCUGAACCGUCCUUUAACUAACACCAAAUUCACUUACAACAGUAAAUAUAUCUGUAUAACUUUUUACACAACAUUCAGAUUGUCUGAUUUAUUCAAACAACCAACACAAAGACUGUAUCGACAGAAUGCGGCAGGAUUCAGCCCAGUUCUUCAUCCUCUUUGCUUGAUAUAAAACACAGGUGCCUGUUAGUGCUUCUAUGCUUGUCUGUCACUUAGGACGACUACAUGUUGUAAAGCAGUUUUUAAAAACUCAAAAGCAAAAAGUAACACAACAAGCUUCUUAAAAUAAAGGAUAGACAAUCCCCUGAAACC